Messenger RNA from Kickxella alabastrina, 1257 nucleotides. RefSeq names its product putative adipose-regulatory protein-domain-containing protein. Gene Ontology annotation, cellular component: endoplasmic reticulum membrane. The coding region runs from base 142 to 1245 and encodes 367 amino acids. Lineage: Eukaryota; Fungi; Kickxellomycota; Kickxellomycetes; Kickxellales; Kickxellaceae. The record is from RefSeq and is a predicted model, not a curated record. The transcript has a single exon. Gene Ontology annotation, biological process: lipid storage; lipid droplet organization.
CGAAAUCGUCUUGUCUGUCUGUCUGUCUGUCUGUCUGUCUGUCUGUCGGAGUCUAUAAGGCUUUGCCCUUUUCAUUUUCAUUUUCAUUUUGUUCAAUUUAUCUUGUUUUCAACAGUUCAAUUCAACACACCCAAUUCACAAAUGACUGGCCGUCUUGCCUCGCUCAAGAACAGACUGCCCGAGUGGGUAUCCACCCGCAACGGCAUAUCAGCCGGCGUCAGGUUUCUACUAGCCGGCGGCGCGCUAACCGUCAUACUUAUCUCAUCCAUAUCACUCUACGCCAUCUUCUACAAGCUCUACGUUCCCACACUCCUGCACGAAGCGCCAAUAUACUUGCAAUACGACCCCGCCGGUAAAAUGAACACCACAGCGACCGUCAGCUUCGUGCCCGAGAAAAACUACAAGUUCCUAUCAAUGUCACAGGCAUACACUGUGUCGCUGGAUCUCCGUGUGCCGGUAUCGCCAGAAAACCAGCAGUUGGGGAACUUUAUGGUGGCCCUGAAGCUAUGCAAUCGCUGGGGCCAGCUGGUGCAUAUGAGCUCGCGGCCGGCCAUAUUGCCGUACAAGUCGUGGAUGCUCAGGACCCUGGAAACCACCCUGCAGAGCCCGAUGCUGGCCCUGGGGCUGUGGCAGGAGGCUGAUGAUCUGCGCGUGGAGAUGCUUGACGUCAUGUAUGAUAAGAGGUUUGCACCAAUAACCAGCGCCACGGUAUCCCUGAGCAAGCCUCUGCAGGUCUACAAGGCCAACAUAGUUAUUCGUGCGCAGUUCACAGGACUAAGAUACUGGAUGUACUACUGGAGGCUACCUACUGCUCUGGCAUUUAUCUCUGCUGCGGUCGUUUGGCAGAUGGUGUUCACUGUUGUGGCGUGGUCUGUGCUUGAGGCGUAUGCAGGGAAGACCCGCCGGCAGAUGGAGAUGCUGCCAAGGUCGCCAGAGCUGGUGCCGGUUUCGAAGAGCACAGGCCGGAAUGUUCGUCGGAAUAGCCGAGCGCAGGCUAUUCGGAGAAGGAACUCUAGCGUUCGUGUGCGCACCAGCUCUCGCAGUGAUACUUCUAGUGCCAGCAGAGUGUCGCCGAUUCUCGCGCGCCAGAAUAGCGAUGGCACUAGCAGUCACGAAGAAAUGUAUAAGGGCGAGAAUGUGCGGUUGUUGAGCACGCAGCAGCAGCAGCAAGAGGUUUCUGCAGACCCAUCCUUGGCCACUUCAAGUUUUGAACCAAUUUUAACCGAGCAAAACGUGCCCGAGUAAACAGGAUGAACC